Salvelinus sp. IW2-2015 is the source of this 3470-nucleotide messenger RNA. RefSeq names its product solute carrier family 2, facilitated glucose transporter member 1. Lineage: Eukaryota; Metazoa; Chordata; Actinopteri; Salmoniformes; Salmonidae. The record is from RefSeq and is a predicted model, not a curated record. Gene Ontology annotation, molecular function: D-glucose transmembrane transporter activity. Gene Ontology annotation, cellular component: plasma membrane; basolateral plasma membrane; apical plasma membrane. Gene Ontology annotation, biological process: dehydroascorbic acid transport; response to insulin.
AUCCACAGCCAAUUACAAUCAUAUUUUACAAACAGGCUCUCUCCCACUCCUCGGAAUCGCUCGCUCCGAAGCUGCCGACAGUCAAUAAUAUUGAAAGCUGAUUGAAUAAUAUCAACCGGCUUAUGUCCAGUAAGAACGUAUCAAUGGGAGCCUAUAACGAACGGUAGGUAUACUUGCGUAUCAUAAAAUAGAUAAGUAAAGACCGCAUAAUGAAAUUGUUAUAAUGAAUUGUGGAUUUUAAAUGUUUUUUUAAACUAUCAGUAUUUGCAAAGGCUAACGACGGUGUAGUAAGCACUGUGGAUUUUAGUUUCCUCACUGGAGAUAAAAGGAUCCUAGAAGACUCUUCUGCAUAAUUGUGUCCUGUCUUCUGCGAGGUAUCCCGACAACCAUCGAUACUUCGCUGAUCAAUCACUAUGGAAGGCGAAGGAAAGGGGUUGACGCUCCAGCUGAUGAUGGCAGUGGGAACAGCUGUGAUUGGCUCGCUGCAGUUUGGCUACAACACAGGGGUCAUCAAUGCUCCCCAAAAGAUCAUCGAAGGCUUCCUGAAUGACACGUGGAACAGCAGGUACUCUGAGCCCAUCCCUACCACAUCCCUGACCACCCUGUGGUCCAUCUCCGUGGCCAUAUUCUCUGUCGGGGGCAUUUUUGGCUCCUUCUCCGUGGGCCUCUUUGUCAACCGCCUGGGCAGGAGAAACUCAAUGCUCAUUGCCAACGUGCUGGCGUUCAUCGCCGCCGGGUUCAUGGGCUUCUCCAAGCUGGCGGCGUCGUGGGAGAUGCUGAUUAUCGGGCGCUUCAUUGUGGGGCUCUACUCCGGCCUGUCCACUGGCUUCGUGCCUAUGUACGUGGGGGAGAUUGCGCCCACCUCGCUCCGCGGGGCACUGGGCACUCUGCACCAGCUGGGCAUCGUCCUUGGCAUCCUCAUGGCACAGGUGUUUGGGAUCGAGUCGAUAAUGGGGAACUCCACUCUGUGGCCCUUUCUGCUGGGCUUCACAUUCAUCCCAGCCAUGCUGCAGUGUAUCCUGUUACCCUUCUGCCCCGAGAGCCCCCGCUUCCUCCUAAUCAACCGCAACGAGGAGCUCAAGGCCAGAGAAGUGCUGGAGAAGCUGCGAGGCACUGAGGAGGUGGGCGCCGACAUGCAGGAGAUGAAGGAGGAGGCCAGGCAGAUGAUGAGGGAGAAGAAGGUGACCAUCCUGGAGCUGUUCCGCUCGCCACUCUACCGCCAGCCCAUCUUCAUCGCCGUCAUGCUCCAGCUCUCCCAGCAGUUGUCUGGCAUCAACGCUGUUUUCUACUACUCCACCAGGAUAUUUGAGAAGGCGGGAGUCUCUCAGCCAGUCUACGCUACGAUUGGUGCUGGCGUGGUCAAUACAGCCUUCACUGUUGUGUCUCUAUUCGUCGUGGAGCGUGCUGGGCGAAGAUCCCUUCACCUCACUGGGUUGCUGGGGAUGGCAUUCUCAGCUGUCCUGAUGACAAUCGCUAUGGCACUACUGGACCAGCUGCCAUGGAUGUCUUACGUCAGCAUCGUAGCCAUCUUUAGCUUUGUGGCCUUCUUUGAGAUCGGCCCGGGCCCCAUCCCCUGGUUCAUCGUGGCUGAGCUCUUCAGCCAAGGUCCUCGGCCCUCUGCCUUUGCCGUUGCUGGAUUCUCCAACUGGUCGGCUAACUUCAUAGUGGGCAUGACCUUCCAAUACGUUGAGCAACUGUGUGGCCCCUACGUCUUCAUCAUCUUCACUGUGCUACUGCUGGGCUUCUUCAUCUUCACUUAUUUCAAGGUGCCUGAAACCAAGGGACGGUCGUUUGAUGAGAUCUCCGCCGGCUUCCGCCAUGAGGCUGGACAGUCAGGAGAAAAGUACGCUCCUGAUGAGAUGAACAGCCUUGGGGGAGCCGACUCUCAACUCUAAGCUCAACGACAACACUCCCAACCUCCUUCAAUACUACUGAUAGACUGGGGGGCAACAUAUGCCUGGGCUUUUCUAGUGUAGGGACGAGUGCCACUCCUAUAGGCCUUCAGAGUCCCACCUCUCCUGCUCUCUGUGGUAAACUGAUGACUGCAGUAUGCAUGGGGUUCCAGGAGGGGAGGGAUGAAACUGCGAAUUCACAAUAGAGAUGUAUAGAGAUAGCAACGUUGUAUGUUUCAUUAUGGCGUCUGACAGCAUGGGCAGCACCAUUGAGGCCAUCUCCAUUUUACAUCUCUAUAGUAUUGAGACAUCUCACAGGCAAAUUUUUUCAUGUCUGAUUGGGUGGUGCAAACGGGGGAGAGGGGAAUAAGUAGACCAGAGCCAGCUAUCAUAAAAGGGCAUUUAUGAGACAUCUUCAUUAUCUUGUUGGUUUAAAUCCUCAUCAGCCUGAAAGGGAAAAUAGCUCUUCAUCCUCUUUUGGUCUCUACCUGCAGCUUAAAAGGGCUGACUAGGUUGCUAUUAAGAUAACAAAGUGAAACACUGAAUUAAACAAUGCUUUCCAUUCCACUUAUCCAAUACUUAAUAUCACCACAAACUAUGCAGACACAUUCUCAAUUCCAACUGUUCAUCCACAAUUUACUCCAGCAAACUCUGACAAUAAAAACAAAACCCCCCGACCAAUCUUAUUGACAAAAGGUUAUAACAAGGCACCAUAUCCCUGACCUAGCCGAGAUAUUGAAUGUCAAUAUUUUACUUAUUUGUGUCUUGGCUCUUCUGUUACUGAGGAGCAAUAUGAACUAUCUUUGCUAAAGCAUUCUAUUUACACCAUUAGAAAUUAAUUAAUUAUGAAGCCAACUCUAUUCAUGGAUGUUUGUGAUUAUAUAUCCCUCAAAUAUUUUCUUUAUUAAGUGAAGUGUUAUAUUGUAUCUUCAUAUAUGACUCUGGUAGGACCUAAUGCUUGUAAUGGAAUACCAACAGCAAUAAUGUAUUUUUAAUCUCUUUAUUUAAUGAAUUAACUUAAUUUAAGUUUUACAAUAGUCUUGAUCUUUGCACAAAACCUUACUGUGACUAAGUGGGACUUAGUAGUUUCAGCACACCAUUCCCUGAAAAUAACCUUACAUUUCCUCAACCACAGUCCAUUGGCAUAAUAAUACUGCACAUUUGGUAUGAAAUGAAAUGUCAAACUAUACUAGCAACAGUGGUGUAGUGGAGUUACCAGCUUUUUUUGCCCAACAGUUUACCAUGCAUGGUCUUGUCCAAAUUGUUGAACUAGAUCACAUUUUAUUAAAAAACUUUUAUUUUUUAUUCUCUCAACACAAUUGAUUUAUAUUCAACAAUAAAAUGGAAACUUUCAAAUUAUAUUGCAUAAUUAGAUCAUGUCAACUAACCAGGCCUAUCAAGUGUAUUAUUGAACUAUAUAACAUUUCUGUAUCUGCCCUUUGAUCUGUUUAACAAAUUGUAGCUGUUGUUUAUCCUCAAUGUUACUUUUGGAAUAUGCAUUUAAAUAACUCAGCAAAAAAAGAAAUGUCUUCUCACUGUCAACUGCAUUUAUUUUCAGCAAACUUAAUGUGUAAAUAU